Molecule: messenger RNA, 852 nt
Organism: Peronospora matthiolae
Lineage: Eukaryota; Oomycota; Peronosporomycetes; Peronosporales; Peronosporaceae
Source: the annotation of a GenBank genome assembly
AUGACGUUGAUCAACCUCUUCACGCUCUUCGUGUGCGUUUCGCUGUCCAUCGUGAUAGAUCUCAACGCAGCCCCCGGCGUUCUGCGUGUUCCAACGGAACAGGAGCAUGUGGGGGCUUUGGUGAUCAAAGCAAUGGAGAAAAGUCGCGCUUCGUCGUCCUCUGGAACAAAGUGGCUCCCCAACCUCCUUAGCCGGGUAAGGCUGAGGUUUCAUCCGGUGGAGCCUAGGGACGCGGUGUGUGCCACGAAAGCCAUCUAUGACGAGAGGCUAAAUACUCUCGAGGCAAAGCUUAAGAGCGUGACACCUGUCGACGUCAAGGAGCCAAGUAAGCUCAAGGAGGAGCUUAACGUCGUACUCGACCCUCGAACAACCCUCGCGGAAUUGUUGUGGAACAAGGACACUUAUCUGAAGGACAUCCUGAAACAAGCCGAUCAAACUCACCUGAACCCAUUCGAUCGCGCCUAUCUCGUCGUCAAGAGUGACCAGUUCCAGGCAAUUUACGAACAUCUUCAUCUACACGACGAGACACUAGUGAAUAAGGCACUAGUGGACAAGGCAUUGUUCGAUUUCGUGGGGGGUUUCGAUCACCCGAAAGAAGUGGCUGAGCUUCUCUUUCUGGCAGGAAAACAUGAUAAGGAUGAGCGAGUCAAGAUGUAUGCGGCAGUGUUGCAGGAUUUCCAGUUUCAGUGUUGGAAGGUCAGGAAGAAAAGUCCGGAGAGUGUUGCCCUGGAAGUUUUUGGUGUCAAUGACGUGAGUCCUCAACAGCUCGAAGAGAACCCAGUGUUGAAGGGCAUCUUGGACAGCUACUCGAAGUACAUGGCGAAAGGAAUGGCACCUGAGCUCCCAAAGUAG